UAGAAAAUGUCUUAUCAAAUGGCAUUGGUGAAAACAUGCGUACUUCAAUGCUAAAGAUUCUCAUAACAGAAAUAACAGAAAGACCUUUUCAGAACACAAACAAAGAAAACAAAACAAAGAGAAGAAAAAAAAAGGAGAAGGAGAGGGAGAAAGAUGGCUACUAGCAACAAUGGAAAAGCGGCCGCAAAGGAAAGGGAAAAGGAAGAGAGGAGGAGGAGGAUCGCAGAGAGAGGUAGCGACAGAAUGGCAUUGAUUACUGGUAAGAUCAAUACCCUUCCUCCGCAACCUCCCUCUGGAACCUCCUCCCCAAGGCAACCCCAUCAUUACCAAACGCAAUCAUUAGGAAAUUUCGAUAAGCAUUUGGACAAUGCUGAAGAUCUUCUUCGUCAUUUGCGUCCUCAAUCUUUGUCCCCUGCAUUUGCUUCUGAAUAUGAAGAAGAGUACAUGGGUGGUUCUGAGAAUGAACAAGAUUCCUCUACAGCUUUGUCAAGGUUAAAACAUCAGGGUGGAUUUAGGUACUCAAAUUUUAAAGAUUAUGACAUUCAGAAACAAUUGGAGCAACAAGAUUCCGAAGAAGAUAAUAUGUCAAAGAAUAUUGAUGGCUACGAAAACAAUAGUGGCAAAAUAAAACUGCCGCUAGCUUCAAAGGCUGCUCAGAUGAAAGCAGCCCUUGAAGCAAAGCGGUCAAAGAGAACCGGACCGCCUAAGCCGGCACCAUUCUUCUCCUCAAGAGAGCUCAACGCAUGCAUCAUAGCAUCGGAGACAAAACGAGCCCUCAGCUCUUUGAUGAUAGCAAUGAUAGUUGUUUUCUGUUACAUGAUUUCGGCUAGGGUGGAAGCCAUGAGACCACUUUACAUACUCUUGAUAACCAAUGUCACAAUCGUGCUGAGUCGCUUGUAUAGCGAAAAAGCGAAGCUUCUAGAAGAAACCAAUGGCGUAAAUGAAGACCCUGUGGAUCUACAAAGCUGGGGAGAUGCAGUGAGACUCUUGGAGAGAGGUUUGGUUGCAUAUCAAGCCAUUAGAGGGAUUUUCAUAGAUUGCAGUAUUUACUUAGUGAUUGUUGUAUGUGGUGUUUCAAUGGUUUAAGGUUUUUGUUACGGUAAUGGUAAUGUUAGAAAGACAAAAAAAUCGUCAGAAUUUGUUUUAUUUAAUAUUUAUUAAUUGCUGCAGUAAUUAAUGAAUACUAAAUAAAAUAAAUUUCGAUUGAUUUUGAUUAAAUUUUUUUUGUUACUAAAUAUUUUCGUUUUGUUAUUAGGGUUUGUUUGUUUCGAA
Messenger RNA from Arachis ipaensis, 1272 nucleotides. RefSeq lists its product as uncharacterized. Lineage: Eukaryota; Viridiplantae; Streptophyta; Magnoliopsida; Fabales; Fabaceae. The record is from RefSeq and is a predicted model, not a curated record.